This is a messenger RNA of Pelobates fuscus (common spadefoot toad), 2281 nucleotides long. RefSeq names its product LIM domain binding 2 (gene LDB2). The transcript is spliced from 9 exons. Gene Ontology annotation, molecular function: LIM domain binding. NCBI's taxonomy places the organism in Eukaryota, Metazoa, Chordata, Amphibia, Anura, Pelobatidae. The record is from RefSeq and is a predicted model, not a curated record. Gene Ontology annotation, biological process: nervous system development; negative regulation of transcription by RNA polymerase II; positive regulation of transcription by RNA polymerase II. The coding region runs from base 179 to 1375 and encodes 398 amino acids. Gene Ontology annotation, cellular component: nucleus; transcription regulator complex.
UCUCUCUCUCUUUCUUUCUCAGUUUCUUGCUAUAGAGGGCUCCAAAAGCAGUUCCCAAGCAGUGUGCUCUGUGUUUGCAUGCUGCUAGUUAAUGCCAGUGCGAGCACGCAGUCCAUGUGCUCUGUAUGGAUUUUGAUGCUAUCCUGUAUAGCUUGACUCUCUGGAAGCAGGCAAGACGAUGGCCAGCACACCCCAUGACCCUUUUUAUUCUUCUCCUUUUGGCCCUUUCUACAGAAGGCAUACUCCGUACACAGUGCAACCAGAGUAUCGAAUAUAUGAGAUGAACAAGAGGCUGCAGUCUCGUACUGAGGACAGUGACAAUCUUUGGUGGGAUGCCUUUGCAACAGAAUUUUUUGAAGAUGAUGCAACAUUAACAUUAUCAUUUUGUUUAGAAGAUGGACCAAAGAGAUACACCAUCGGAAGGACUCUCAUUCCGCGAUACUUUAGUACAGUUUUUGAAGGGGGUGUUACGGACCUGUAUUACAUUCUCAAGCAUGCCAAAGAAGCUUACCACAACUCAUCUAUCACAGUGGACUGCGAUCAAUGCACUAUGGUCACUCAGCAUGGAAAACCCAUGUUCACAAAGGUAUGCACCGAAGGACGACUCAUUUUGGAGUUCACAUUUGAUGACCUAAUGAGGAUUAAGACAUGGCACUUUACAAUUAGACAAUACAGAGAAUUAGUACCUCGCAGCAUAUUAGCCAUGCACGCACAAGAUCCUCAGGUCCUGGAACAACUGUCCAAAAAUAUUACUCGAAUGGGUCUAACCAACUUUACCCUCAACUACCUCAGGUUGUGUGUUAUUUUGGAGCCAAUGCAAGAAUUAAUGUCCAGACAUAAAACAUACAAUCUAAGCCCUCGGGACUGCCUGAAGACAUGCCUAUUUCAAAAAUGGCAGAGGAUGGUUGCUCCACCAGCAGAACCCACAAGACAGACGACCACAAAAAGAAGGAAAAGGAAAAAUUCAACAAGCAGCACCUCAAACAGCAACGCUGGGAACAAUGCAAACAGCGCGUACAGCAAGAAAAAAGUACCAGCAGCGAGUCUCAAUCUGUCCAGUCAAGUUCCUUUCAUCACUACAAAAAAAUUCAUAGGAGAUAAGACACGAGUGAGGAGGAAUUAUCGUGGAAUACGAAACGGUUUGGAUGUUAUGGUGGUAGGAGAACCAACUUUGAUGGGAGGAGAAUUUGGAGAUGAAGAUGAAAGGCUUAUCACUAGACUAGAAAAUACACAAUAUGAUGCAGCGAAUGGUAUGGAUGAUGAAGAAGAUUUCAACAAUUCACCUGCUUUGGGAAACAAUAGCCCAUGGAACAACAAACCAGCACCUAAUCCAGAGACCAAACCUGACAACCCAACGCAACAAGCAUCCCAAUAGGUUGAGUCACCACCCAAGAAUUCACUGUUGUGUAGGAUGAGUUACAAUUACAAUUCAUUGCAUUAUAUUGUACAGUAUAAUUAUACUCUAGGGUAUGAUUACUGUAACCAAGAACGUUUUGCACAUGUACCUAUUUCUUAACAACUUUUAAUUAUUUUGAUAGGUGUGCAAUGACUGGAAGUCUCCUCAUUGGUUUCAGUAGGUUUCUUUGUUGCUUGUGAUACAUUAGCCAAUGGUCCUCAAACAAGUCUUCAACGGCCACAGGUCAACAUAUAUCCGAACCUUUGUUAAAAAUGUAUAAUUGGUUUAAAAAGCACUACCACUUUGGAAAACCUGCUAUAUAGAAUAUGUUUAGAUAUAGUAAAAUUAACAUUAUAGUGUUAGGAGACAAAGCUCGAUUCCUAAUACUAUAGUGUCCCUCUGCCCCCUCACCUCACCUUGUUGUACGCAAAGUGUUAACUAACCCUUUAAAUACUAACCUUAAUCCAGCGCCACAGUCCCUCGAUGCUGUCUCCAUCUUCUCCUCCGAUGUCAUUGCGAGAGGGAGUCUAAUGCGCAUGGGCGGUGAGAUAGGCCUUCCCCAUAGGAAAGCAUUGAAUCAAUGCUUUCCUACGCGGAUUUAGAAGAUGCUGGACAUCCUCAUGCAAACGUUUCAAACAUAAACCCCAUGAAACUCCAUGAAAAAGCAGAAAGCAAAUAAAAACACUGCAAUGUUUUCAGCUGCAGGAUUAAAGGGGACAGGGACACUGCACCCAGACCACUUUAAUCAGCUUAAGUGGUCUGGGUGAAUUUAGUGUCCUUUUAAAAACAAAAUGAUUCCUCUUCAUAAACCUGUUCUCUUCAUACAACAUUUAUUAAGUCAAUAGUGAAAACAAAACAAUUAACAGUACUAGCCAGUUUGUUGCA